UGCUGAAAGGUCUGGUCGCAGAGGCAGGAACGCGUAAUCCUCAGCGUGCUCCAUCCCGGCAGCAUCCUUCCAGGCUCGGCAGGGCAGCGAGCCUCUGGGCACCAGCCCCUGCUCCGCGGAAAAGCCUGAUGAAGUCCUCCGAUAUCGACCAGGAUUUAUUCACAGACAGUUACUGCAAGGUGUGCAGUGCACAACUGAUAUCUGAAUCUCAGCGCGUGGCCCAUUACGAGAGUCGAAAACAUGCAAGCAAAGUCCGACUGUACUACAUGCUUCACCCCAGGGACGGUGGGUGUCCUGCCAAGAGGCUCCGGUCAGAAAAUGGAAGUGGUGCUGAUAUGGUUGAUAAGAACAAGUGCUGCACACUCUGCAACAUGUCUUUUACCUCAGCGGUGGUGGCCGACUCCCAUUAUCAAGGCAAAAUCCAUGCCAAAAGGUUAAAACUGUUGCUAGGAGAGAAAACUCCGCUAAAGGCCACAGCAACCCCCCUGAGCUCACUUAAGCCUCCAAGGGUGGACACUGCUCCGGUGGUCACAUCUCCCUAUCAAAGAAGAGAUUCAGACAGAUACUGUGGGCUCUGCGCAGCCUGGUUUAAUAAUCCCCUGAUGGCCCAGCAGCAUUAUGAUGGGAAGAAACACAAAAAGAAUGCAGCAAGAGUUGCUUUAUUAGAACAACUUGGGACAACUCUGGAUAUGGGGGAACUAAGAGGUCUGAGGCGCAAUUACAGAUGUACCAUCUGCAGUGUCUCUCUAAACUCAAUAGAACAGUAUCACGCCCACCUGAAAGGAUCUAAACAUCAGACCAACCUGAAGAAUAAGUAGUGAAAACAUCAAUCAAGAUGAGAAAAAAAAUAUCAGGAUUUCUCUGCCAUGGAGAAUUACUUAUCAACCACCAGAGGAGAAAUCUUUCUUGAACAAUGAACAUUUUUACGAGGAUUCACAGAUUAACAUGUGACCAAUCUUAGUUUUGGAAAGUGAGCUUUAUUUAUUUCUUCUUCUUGUUUUUUUAAUUUUGUGGUAAGUUGUGAUGUUUGGAUGGAUUUUUAAAUUAUUUUCUGAUAAUAUAUUUAGCACAUGAUCUAAAUUAUAAUCCUAUACCAAACAGUGAAAGCAUCAUUUAAACUUAAAGACAAUGGAAAAAUCUAAAUCUCCAGUUUAUUCUAGAUUUCUUUAACAUAUAAAAUUAUUCUAUUAAAUCCUGGAUGAUUGUUAUGUAAAGCACCUCUAUCAAGAAAGAAACACUAUUUUUUCAUCAUGUGGAACAUGACUGUGGCAACGUGCCCUAAAUGGGAAAGAAUCACUCCCUGGUCCUUCUCAUCUCACCUUACAAAAUGUGAGCCAGCCUUGCCAUCUGAACAGCAAGAAUGAAGAAGGCAAAUAAAAGAAAAAUCCUCAUCUCUGUUUUCUGAUCAUUCAAAAAACAGCUUCUCAAGGUUAAGCCAAAUCCUCUUUGCAAGCUGCCAAAAUAAUAGCUUAGGAAAAGAAUUAGUUUGCCUGCAUGAUGAUCCUCUUAGGCAAAAAUGUCUUCACAGCAGUUGACCUUGAUGAAAUGUUUUCCCAAAGGCAUCCAAAGGAAGAAUUAUAGAUCCCAGAACAGGAGAGAAGUAAAUGAAUAAUUCUUAUGAAGUUGGCCUGACUUAAGGGCUUCAAUGUGGGGUACUAUGAUUUGGAAAUAAGUGGGUGAAUUCUGAAGAAUAACAGCCUUGGGUAUGAUGAGGUCCCCUAUUGCUCUGUUUCUCACUGAAGUGCUCUCUAUGAGCCAAGAUUCAAUCACUUUGGGAAAAACACCAGUGGCCAGUAUGGCAGACUGGAACCCUGUUACUCUGAUGGGGAACAGAGUGUCUCUGAGUGUAAACCAUAAGGCUCUUUCUCUAGGUUCCAUCUCCAUCAGACUGGAUUCGGUGACUUGCAGGCUGGCUGCAAAGCCAGGCAUUUAGCUGCUACUCAUGAUGCUUCUCAAUGGUCUGGCUGGGCUGUCCUUUGUAUGUUGUGACUACAGGCAAGUGAUCUGCUGGUGUCAGGGUUUUCUGUCGCCUGUUGUUUUUCCACAGAGAGCCAAGGUGGUUACAACUCAGUGAGCAAUAAAUGAAAUGACUUAGAAACGCACAGUGUUGUUAUUAAGGUGUUUGAGAUUUGGCACCAUUUCCUGGAGGAGGGCCCACUCAGGAGGGACCAAGGUGGCCAGUGUCCAUGACUACAGAAGGAGCAGCCACCCCAACCACAGCUGUCCUGUUGGAAGGAAGAAAGAUGUGAUGGGGAACAAACUAUUUUGCUGUUUUGGAAAGCACACAACCGAGCUGCAAACCUUCUAUGGUGACUUUUGUUCAAAUGUGUAAAAUGAGGCUUUAUUUGUCAAUUCUGCUGUAACAUACGCAACUGUCCUAGUAAAAAAAGAGAAAAAAAGUCUUUGUUUCUCUUUGUGUUUAGUGAGUGAGCUCAUGCCCUCGGGUGUUUU
This is a messenger RNA of Myotis myotis, 2451 nucleotides long. It is a transcript of the gene ZMAT4, whose product is annotated as zinc finger matrin-type 4. Gene Ontology annotation, molecular function: nucleic acid binding; zinc ion binding. Lineage: Eukaryota; Metazoa; Chordata; Mammalia; Chiroptera; Vespertilionidae. The transcript is spliced from 7 exons. The coding region runs from base 129 to 818 and encodes 229 amino acids. The record is from RefSeq and is a predicted model, not a curated record.